CAAGGCUACGUGGACGCCCUUCCCAGGAGCACAUACCCAGUGUCCUCUGGGGACUAGUGGAGCCAUCUUGAGGACUGACUGGCCAUGACCUCUAUAAAGGAGCAGGCAGCAAUUAGCCGCCUCUUGAGUUUUCUACAGGACUGGGACAACGCUGGCAAAGUCGCAAGGAGUCACAUCCUUGACAAUUUCAUCAAGACCAACCAAGGCAAGACCUCUCCUGAACUGGAGCAGGAGUUUUCCCAGGGAGCCAGCUUGUUCCUGGUUCGCCUGACGACCUGGCUGAGACUCAUCUAUAUGACUGGCUCCUGUUUAGAUAAGCUUCUGCAGUCUAUUGGCAUCUUCUUGUCAGCUGUGAGCAGUAAUCGGUACCUUAUAGAAUUUCUUGAAGUUGGAGGCGUCCUAACACUCUUGGAAAUACUUGGGCUGGAGAAGAUCAAAGAGGAGGACAAGAAGGAAUCCAUCAAGCUACUUCAGGUUAUUGCAAACUAUGGCAGGAAGUACAAGGAGCUCAUCUGUGAAAGCUAUGGCGUGAGAUCCAUAGCAGAAUUCUUGGCAACGUCGAAAUCCGAAGAGACCCAGGAAGAAGUGCAGGUUCUGUUGGAUUCUUUGGUCCACGGAAAUCCCAAGUACCAGAAUCAAGUAUACAAAGGUCUGAUAGCUUUGCUGCCCUGUGCGUCACCUAAAGCUCAGCAGCUGUCCCUGCAGACUCUCAGAACUGCGCAGUCAAUCAUUGGAACCACCCACCCCAGCAUCGUGGAGUGCGUCCUGAAGGUGCUGCGCACAAUGCACCUGGAAGUCCAGUAUGAAGCCAUCGAGCUGAUCAAGGACCUGGUCAACUACGACGUGUGCCAGACGCUGCUCAAGGGCCUGGUGGAGCUGCUGAUACCGUCCGUCAAGGAGACCAGAAAACUGCAGCCCAAGAUCCUCAACGACUCCUUGGUUCCCCAGCUCACCGCCCACCUGCCGGUGUUCUUGCAGCAGGCCGCGGCGGCCAAGGCCAUCGGGGUCCUGGCGCGCAGCAACACGAGCAUCGCGGAGGAGAUGCUGCACCUGCGCGUGGUGCACAGCCUGUUAGCCGCCAUGGGCAACUCGGACCACUGCAACAGCCAGCGGCAGGCCAGCCUCACGCUGGAGUACUUCGUGCAGAUGUUCCCGGUGGUGGAGGAGCACGUCCGCCGGUCCAUGGGAGAGGAGCUCUACCAGCUCUUCCUUUAUUACACCAAAGUGGCGUCCCCCGCAGCAACACUACCUUUUAUCUUGAAGCUCAUGACAAGGAUCAGCUGGAUUACAUCUCAUACUUCCAGAAGGAGGAUAUGGAGGGAAAGGAGUAACGGAGCCUCUGAGGCAAUCCAGAAAGGUCCGGGCUGUGUUUCAGGAAGCCUGGGAGAAGGAUCCUGGGGUCACGCUCACGGUGACCCCACUGGCCCUAGGUGGGAGGCUGAGGGUUGGGCCUGCCUGUAGGGGAGAGGGAGAGCUGCCUGCUGGCAGGA
Molecule: messenger RNA, 1490 nt
Organism: Enhydra lutris kenyoni (northern sea otter)
Lineage: Eukaryota; Metazoa; Chordata; Mammalia; Carnivora; Mustelidae
Gene: ARMH1
Product: chromosome unknown C1orf228 homolog
Exons: 11
Coding region: 85-1461 (458 amino acids)
Source: RefSeq, a predicted model, not a curated record